Molecule: messenger RNA, 1343 nt
Organism: Aspergillus novofumigatus IBT 16806
Lineage: Eukaryota; Fungi; Ascomycota; Eurotiomycetes; Eurotiales; Aspergillaceae
Product: MIP/aquaporin family protein
Exons: 3
Coding region: 1-1008 (335 amino acids)
Biological process (GO): glycerol transmembrane transport; water transport
Cellular component (GO): plasma membrane
Molecular function (GO): water channel activity; glycerol channel activity
Source: RefSeq, a predicted model, not a curated record
AUGACUAUCCUCAAACAAGCCCUCGAUAAUGCAGAGAUACAGGAGAGUGCUUUUGUCACUAUGACUGCUAGUAAUAAAGGCAGGGCUUCUAUGCUGGAGGAUGCUUUUGGGUCCCAAGGGGCUCAGGUCAUGCUUCCUGAACCAGCUUGGAGCAAGAUCCGGACUUACUGCCGUGAUGCAUUCUCUGAAUUCUUCGGGACUAUGAUCCUCAUCCUCUUUGGAGAUGGCGUCGUUGCUCAGGUCGCACUUAGCAAAGGAGAAAAGGGUGACUAUCAAUCCAUCUCCUGGGGCUGGGGGAUCGGAGUCAUGUUGGGUGUCUACGCAAGUGGCAUCUCGGGAGCACACAUCAACCCUGCAGUGACCUUUGCAAACUGCGUCUUUCGGAGAUUUCCCUGGCGAAAAUUCCCCGUCUAUGCCAUUGCCCAGAUACUGGGAGCUAUGUGUGGAGCAGCUAUUGUCUAUGGAAAUUACAGAUCGGCCAUCGAUCAGUUUGAAGGGGGAGCGCACAUCCGGACGGUGCCUGGGUAUUCUCCUACAGCCACCGCGGGUAUCUUCUGUACCUACCCGGCGGAAUUCAUGACCAGGACGGGACAAUUCUUCUCGGAGUUUAUCGCCAGCUCCAUCUUGAUGUUUAUGAUCUUUGCUCUGAAAGACGACGGAAAUCUCGGGGCCGGUCCCCUUACCCCCCUUGCGCUCUUCUUUGUGAUCUUUGGCAUUGGCGCUUGUUUUGGGUGGGAGACCGGGUAUGCCAUCAACCUCGCUCGAGAUUUUGGGCCUAGGUUGGUCUCGUAUAUGAUCGGAUACGGUCCCGAGGUUUGGAGGGCGGGAAACUAUUACUUUUGGAUCCCCAUGGUAGCGCCAUUCAUAGGGUGCACUUUCGGCGGAUGGGUGUACGAUAUGUUCCUGUACACGGGGACAGAUAGCCCAGUGAACACGCCAUAUGCCGGACUACGGCGGCUGAUCCAGCCAGUGGAGAAAAAGUCGAUUGACUCGCAGAGCCAAGUAUGAACGGGAAGUAGCAUGAUGAUUAACGAGCUUAUGUGACACGUUUUGAGGGAAAAACACGAUUGGACGAUUCUUGGACUAGUGUAGCAUAUAAGUUGAAGCGACGAUUACGGCUCUGGGUGAUACAAAAACGCUUGCAUGUACUCCACACUAUCAGUGGAAUGGAAAUGUCAAAUGUCAUAUUCGUUUCGAACACCCAAGCCUUCUAGCCUCUGGCUCCGUUAACCAGAGCGUGGCCAUAAGCCAUGUAAGACAUCGCACAGGAGACCCGGCGUGUAACGGACUCUAUCGCAAAUGCAUGUGAACAUACUAGGAUCUAUCGUCAAUAAUAAUACCAC